Ostrea edulis (European flat oyster) is the source of this 10299-nucleotide messenger RNA. Its product is annotated as polyketide synthase Pks13-like. Gene Ontology annotation, molecular function: fatty acid synthase activity; 3-oxoacyl-[acyl-carrier-protein] synthase activity. The record is from RefSeq and is a predicted model, not a curated record. Gene Ontology annotation, biological process: fatty acid biosynthetic process. NCBI's taxonomy places the organism in Eukaryota, Metazoa, Mollusca, Bivalvia, Ostreida, Ostreidae. The transcript has 6 exons. The coding region runs from base 714 to 1298 and encodes 194 amino acids.
UUUGGGGGGGGGGGGUUGUUGUUUUGUUUUUAACAAUUUAAUAUGAUAUUUUUCUUCUGUUAUUUUUUAUGAUAUUAAUUACAUACUUUUGUUGUAGCAAUUUUAGUGUAACAUUUUUUGCAAGCUGUUAUUAGUUUCUGAUUAAAAAAUUCAUUUCAUUUAACUCCUUCUAAUUGGUCUAAAGUCUAAAAAAAAAAUCCAUAUUUUUGCAGUUUUUUAGUUUGUAAUUAUGUCUCCUCUUCCCAGAAGGGGGACAUAUUGUUUUAGUGUGAAUUCUUCUUCUUCCAUUCUCUAUGAACUGUUUUAUGCUAAAGUAAAAUGUGGUUAAUUAUUGUAUAAAAUAUUCAAAUUUAGUUAUUUAUGGUAUAUUUAGUAAGUUAUUGUAUAUUGUAGUUACGAUUUUGAUACCAAGGACAUCUGUAGUGGACAUGUAUAGGGAUGAACUUCCAUAAUUUCAUUUCUUACAGAAAAUUAACUUGGAUACGUAUUACAUCUUUGACAUUCUUACAGAUAUAUCUUAGUAGAUAUAUUCAUCGACAGAUUGGAUAUCAAUAACUAUAAUUCACUGUACAAUAGCAACUAUUGCAUGGACUUUGAUAGGAUGUUCAGGCAAAGGAAACUAUGCUUUAACUUAAUUUACCAUAAUACUACAUGUGUAUGUUUGCUAGAGUCAUAAUUCACCCCAGAUUGAAGUCACGUCUUUUAUAGGUGCCAUGAACGGGGAGUUCGAAGCCCAUUUCAUAGAAGAUACUAAGGUGUUGUCCCAUUACUCCGUCACUGGACUUAGUAGGAGUGUUAUAUCAGCACAGGUUGCCUACUUUUUAAAUUUGCAUGGUCCAGCUCUUACGUUAGAUACUGCUUGUUCCUCAUCGCUUGUUGCUAUCCACGCAGGCGCACAGGCAAUAAGAACAGGAGAGAUAAAUCUUGCAAUAUGUGGGGGUGUGAAUGUUCUGAUGAGUCACAUGAUGCCGAUAGUAUUGUCAAAGGCACGGAUGGCAUCACCUACAGGAAAAUGUCACACUUUCUCAAAGAAUGCUGAUGGAUACGUCAGAGGGGAAGGAUGUGGAGUUGUCAUCCUCAAACGUCUUGGCGAUGCUAUGCGUGAUAACGAUAAGAUAUGGGGAACCAUUAACACAGCCUGCAAUCAAGAUGGACAUGAAAAUUCACCAAUUACAGCACCUGCAGAGAGUCAACAAAUUCGCCUUCUAGAGAAGAUUUUCAACAAAUCAGGAAUCGAUCCUGGCAGCGUGCAGUACAUUGAAGCUCACGGAACUGGAACCCUGUUGGUGAUCCGAUAGAAGCAAACGUUCUUGGAAAAUUCUUUGGAUCGCAUUUUAUAGAUCGUAAAAUUAAAAUUGGGUCUGUAAAAACUAACAUCGGUCAUCUUGAAUCCGCAGCAGGUGUUGCUGGACUCAUUAAAGUUCUUUUGAUGAUGAAACAAGGCUAUUUUGUACCCUCACUGCAUGCCGAUGAGCAGAAUGACAACAUUCCAUUUCAAGAAUAUGGUUUUACAAUAAGCAAAGACCACUCAAAAUGGAAUCAAAGUCCUGAAGGCUGUCGAUUGGCAUCGAUCAAUUCAUUUGGAUUCGGAGGCACAAAUUCACAUGCAAUAAUAUACAGCUGCCAAAGGUUCAACAGAUUGGGAAAAAGCGAUAAAGGGUCAAUGUCUGAAGUUUUAUUUCCUAGACGCAACGCUGUAGUAUUAUCUGCAGUAACAAGGGGUUCUUUGCAAAAAAUCGUCCACGACGUGAGAGAAAAUCUCACUAGUUAUGUCUUCACUAGAGGAUUUAUCAUAUACCUCUAUUUUUUGUAGAGAUCAUUUCAAAUUCUGUAAGCUGAUAGUUACGGACUCCAAAGAAAAUCUUCAGAAGCAGUUGCAAACUGUUUUAGAGCAAAACGAACAGACCCUUUCCCCAGUGCCGUCUACAAAACCUCAAAUAGCAUUUGUUUUUUGUGGAGUGGGAACUACAUGGACAGGAAUGUGUUCAGAAAUGAUAGAUGUAAAUCCAGUCUUCAGAAAAUGUGUGCUUGAAAUUGACUCUCAUUUGAAAAAGCUUGAUGCAAGCAUUGCCAUUUAUGAUGCAUUUCAAAAUAAAAACGAGGAUUAUACAAAAACCAUUUUAGCUCACAUUGCAAUUUUUGCCACUCAAUUAGCACUUGCGGAGUCAUGGAAACACAUAGGGAUAUGUCCAUCAGCGAUCGUUGGACAAUCUGUAGUGGAGGUGGCUGCAGCAUACGAAAGUGGGGCAUUAUCACUUGGGGAUGCUGUAACAGUUAUUUAUUAUCGUUCACUUGCUCUGUCUACAUGUCAAAAUGGUGCAAUGAUGGUCAUUCGCAAUUGUCCAACUGAGACAGCUAGUCUAGCAUGUGCUAAAAUUCAGAAUUUUUUUUAGAUGUAAAUUGAAUGUUGCAGUUUACAAUAGCACAGAAUCAUGUACUGUGUCUGGAGAUAAAGAGGCUCUGGAAAGACUGAAAACAGAUUUAGCAGACGACACAGUAUUCAUACCCCUCAGGACACCUUGUGCAUAUCACAGUUAUCAUACCAAAGACGCCAGUAAGGACCUGAUUGGUAUGCUACACAAUAUUAAACCAAAUGCGCCAUGUAUUCGAACCUUUUCAACAGUUACAGGAACAGAAAUAAAAUCAGACUUUGCUUCUCCAGAAUAUUGGGCAUUGAAUGUUUCACAACCUGUAUUAUUUAUGCAAUCGAUGAAGUCAAUCAAGGAAACAUUAGACAAAACAAUAUUUGUAGAAAUAGGACCUCGACCAGUAUUCCAGGCACAUUUUUCUGCGGUGUUUCCGGAAACAGAUGACAUAAUUUUGCCGUCCAUGAACAAGCUGUCAGAAAUGAAAACCUUUUCAAACACAUUGAAUAAAAUUUUCGAAAAAGGGAUACCUCCGAUUUGGAAAAAUUUCACAGCAAUAAAUGGAAGCCUUUGCAGACUUCCAAGGUAUGUUUUCAGCAAGAAUGAUUGCAGCAUUAAAUCGGAUAUCAACAAGGGAUUAACACAAGGAAAUGAUCAAGAAAAUUACUCUGGUCGUAUGAUUCAAUCCACAAAGGGGCCAAACUGGAAAUUCAGUGUGUAUAUCUCAAAAUUGAAUACGCCUUUCGUAUACGAACAUAUUGUAGAUGACAGGAUCAUUCUGCCAGGCGCUUUAUACGGAGAGAUAGCACUUGAAAUCGGAAGAAAUAUAUGGAAUGGAAAUGUGGAAGAACUUGAAAUAUCAUGGCGAAUUCUGAAACCUUUGGAAAUAGGUAUGACAGAGGAGAGGUAUCUCCCUAUUGAUGUUGACUUCCCAUCUUCUUUGGAAGUUGAAUUCAAAGUACGAGAAAAAGAAGGGUCUAAGGUAUUGGCUGAAGGGACGGUGAAACAUGUGGAUCAAUCGAAGUCAGAAGUCGUAGAUGUUGCAAGCAUUGACGGGACACUUGGAAAGCAAAAAUCAAAUAACGAAAUCUACUCAUUCCUGAAUAGAUUAGGUUUCAAACAUGGUUCAACAUUCCGAAUAAUAUCGGGGAUUAAGUCAUCAACAAAUGACAAUCUUGCGGAAAUAAUUUUAACAAAAACCGUUCAGAUGGAAUUGCCAAGAGCUUGUUUCCAUCCCGUCAUCAUUGAUGGCAUGUUUCAGUCAUGCUUUAAUCCAGCACUGAAAUUCGAACUCGGAAAACAAUCUCGCAUUCUACCUACUGGGGUAAAGAAAUUCACAGUUAAACAAUCGCCGACAAAAAAGAUGACAUGCUUUUCAAGAUUGAUGUUACAUCAAAAUUCAAAAGUAAUAUGCAAUGCAUUACUUUUACGCGAAAAUGGGACGAUUGUAGCAGAGAUGCAAGGUUUCGAAAUGAAUAUAGUCUCUGGUGAAAAUGAAACCGAAAAGCACUUCCUUGAAGUGAAAUGGCAACUCAUUGAUAUCCCAAAAGGAGAGCGUUCUGCAAAUAGACCAAGUUUGAUAGUUUCAUGGGACGAACAAUGAUAGAAGCUAAAACAGUUCUUUACAGAAUAUCCACACACUUAGAAACAGUCAACUUAUCUUCCAAUCUCCAAAUGAAUAAUUUUCUUACAACAUUGCCUGAACGUAAAGGUGUAGAUUUAUAUUUCGUUCCUGGCUUCGUCACUGUUGAAAGUUCUGAAGAUGGAAACCAAGUGUUACAAUACGUGCAGAAGUCAGCACACCUUCUUUUGACAAUAUUACAGAAGAUCGACCUUGAUGCAGUGCGCUUAUACAUCAUUACAGAGUGGACACAAGGAGGAGAGGAUAGAGAGGUGUGUGGUGUCUUUGGAUCGGAACUAUGGGGUAUCGGUCGUUCGUUUCAGUUAGAACACUCUGACAUUAAACUUACAAUGAUAGAUCUUCAUGGAAACUGGCUAAACCUUCAAAAUUCAAUUGUAUCCACGAUUUGUUCUCUCGAAAACGGUACAGAAAAUAUUCUCUCUCGGGAAUUCAUUAUCUCAUUGAAAGGAGUAUCGAGAGCUAAAAUUCAACAUUUCCCAUCAACAUACUUUGUCGAUGAUGUGAAAACAGUUGACCCAUUAACAGAAAAACACUUUUCUGUUCGAACACGAUCCAUAUCAAACAAACCUUCUUUCUUUUUGGUUCCAAACCUAGAAAGUACGAACAACAACACCAAUGUUUGCAGCGUCUCCAUCGACAAAGUGUUGCUAUGUUUCAAGAAUUAUGGGUAUCCUUCCCCAAGUACAAUCCCAGUGACAAGGUACUGGAGUCACGGUUUCGACAUCGGACAUGACGCAAUGGCUUGUGAAUUUACCGGACAAUCUUUGAAAAAUGGGAAGGAAAUUGUUGGCUGUUCUCUCAUCAAUGUAGCGUCUUCGGUAGAAGUUUUCAAACUCUGUAUCUGUGAAUUGCAAGAUAUACCAUUUUACAGGAUGGGGAUGUUUUUUAACACUGUUGUUGCAAUGUCCUUUGCAGAGAAAAUCGAAAAAAAAGAAAUAUUGUUUACAUUUUACACGACAAAGAACAUGAGGAUGUAGCAGCAGUUUUGAAAGCACUACUUCAAAAGAAACACUGUUUAGUUAAAACAGAGGAAUUUCAUAUUUCGAAUGAUAGUCAAGAUCCUUCAGCCUCUGUUCUUAUCGUGUUGACAAAGCAAGUCACGUGCCCAUUUGAAUUGAUCAUUCGGUUGUUUCCAAAUCUUCAACAGUUACUUAGCAUCAAGGGCCUACUACCACUUUCUACAACUCUAAAUGAUCCAACAAACUACCCACACAUAGGAUCAUAUGUUGUAGAUAUAUUUGACAUAUUUGAGCAAACAAAAAUGCAAAAUCAGUUUAAGCGAGCAACACGCUUGAUACUCGAAAUAAAAGAUGUUGCUUCUAGAAUCCCUCAACACGUUUCAGAAGGUAUUUUGAAUGUGUCGAUCUUGAGAGAAUCCAUAAAAAUAGAAAUUCCAAGUAACAUGUUGAUAAGAAAAGACUCGGCAUAUAUUGUUAUUGGUGGCCUGACAGGUCUAGGAUGGGAAGUGACAAAAUUAUUGGCUGCUCGAGGGGCAAAGAUAGUAAUUAGCUUAUCUCGACGAUUUCCCUCUGAGGUAGAAAACCGACGAAUAGAAAACAUAAAACGUAUUCGAAGCACAUAUCUCUGGCAUAAGAAAGUUGAUAUGGCAAAGAAAGAAGAUUUAGAUUGCGUUUUCGCAAGACUUCUAAGAAAUCUUGGAAUCACAAAGAUCCGUGGGAUUUUUCACGGUGCCGGUGUUCUACGAGAUACACCUGUGAAGAGAUUGACAACCGAGAUGUUUGAUGUUCCGCUAAUUCCCAAGGUAUUGGGCACGUGGAAUCUUCAUCGAGUGACAGAGAAUGUGGAUUUGGAUUAUUUUGUUAUGCACUCCAGCAUAGUUUCUCUUUUGGGAAAUAGAGCUCAGUCUAAUUAUGCCGCAGGGAAUGCCUUUAUGGAUGCGUUUGCUCAUUAUAGACGCUCGAUUGGCAAAGCGGCACAGGUGAUCAACUGGGGAUUGUUGUCUGUCGGAAUGGGAGCGGAUCAAAAUAUUCAGGCUAUAAAUGCAAUGAACGGAUUUUAUGCAUUGUCAAAGCAUGAUAUUGGUAAUGCAAUGAACUGUGCAUUGAUCACAAAUAAGGUGCAAUUUGCGGUUGCAGACUUGAACACGUCUUUAUUAGGAAGAAAAUUUGAAAAACAUCUUGAGUCAAGUCAUAUUCAAUUGCAUGACGGACAUGCAGAUUUAGUCAAUGCGCUUCCAGAACACAUGGAGAACAAAGAUCAGUCACUUCAGUCAUGGGUUGACUUUGUGAAGUUGUGUGCCGCAUCGAUUUUAUCAGUUGACCAAUCGGAAAUCAAAGAUACAUCAAUCCUCCUUGACUUUGGAUUGGAUUCCCAGAAAGCAAUAGAGCUUAUCAAUUACCUGUUUCAAUCCAGUCAAAUACGCCUAGCUGUAGUUUAUCUCAUGACGGGAAAAAACACCGUUACCGACAUCGCUGGUUACUUCCUUUCCAAAUUAACAAAGGAGGAUGCAACAUGCGAUGAUGAUUUUAUUUCUGAAAGUCCGUCAAGUUUAGAGCUACAUUAUUUUGAUUUGUAUGAGAGCGAUUCAAAUAAUCCGCAUUUCACAAUUACAUUAGACUUCACUGCUUCUUGGGAGCUGAAUAGUGCAGAAAAAUGGAAGACAUCCCUCUUGAAUUUGAUUUUAAUCAAUCCAGAACUUCGAACAAUAUUUCAAAAAACGGAACCGGGACAAAAGCGUGCUGAUAAAAGAAAAUUAGUACUUGACAUUGAGGAUGUCUGUUUCGAUUUCUUCAAAGUUUCGUCAAAUGAUGAACUACAAAAAGUGUUCAAGGAAGUAUCAAAGUUUGAUCCUCAUGUUGACAUUCCCAUAAAGGUUAUGUUUUGGAACUCACCUACUUGUGGAGCUUUAAGGUUGAUAUUGAAUCACUGCUGUAUAGACAAUGGAAGUGUUUAAACCAUUGUUAAAGAUCUUGGGUACAUCAUGAAAUAUUAUAUCAUUCAUCGAUGUUUUCCAGAGGUGACUGCCCGAGAGUCGUUGGAUUCAGCGUUGCUAAUAGAAAAACACAUGAGAGGAGAAGUGGACGAACUUAAAUCUUUCUGGAAUACAGAACUUUCAAAAUGUAAGAAAUCACAAAGUUUUGAAGUCCUUGAAACAUCAAAAGAGACAUUUAACAGCACAGGUGGAGUGCUAAUGCAGUGGUAGAGUGACGAACAUAAGUUAGGCAACGUCACAACGAAGCAUUGGAGUGGUGAUCAUAACACAAGCAAAGUAAUCACCAAGCAUUGGAGCGGUGAUUACAUCACAAACGAAAUCAUGACAAAGCACUCGAACGGCGAACAGAACACAAGUGACGUCAACACGAAGCAGUGGAACGGCAAUCACGAGUCCAACAACGCCAUCACAAAGCAGUGGAACGGCGAACAGAAGACAAGCGAUGUCAACACGAAGCAUUGGAAAGGCAAUCACGAGUCAAGCAACGCCAUUGCAAAGCAGUGGAACGGCGAACAGAAGACAAGCGACAUCAACAUGAAGCAUUGGGACAGUGAUCAUAAUACAAAAGAUGUCAACAUCAAUCACUGGAGCGGCAACCAAAAGUCAAGUGACGUCACCACAAAGAUUUGGAGCGCCGAUCAAUUUCAAAACCUGGAAGAUACCUCGAAAAAAGGCAAUUUCUCUCUAUUUUCUUUGUUUUGCACCGCUUUCCAAUUGACUCUUUCUAAACAAUUACAGUGUCAAAGAAUAUGCGUUAUUAGCGCAAUCGAUAUGAGGCUACAUUUUCCGGAAUUUGGCGAUAGAAUAGCUUUGUGUGUUAAUUACGUUCCCAUGGUUUCACCAGAUUUAACAAACCCAGAAUCAACCUUGCACACAGUUCUGACAGAAAACAAAAUAAUUAUCGUUGACGGAAUUUCAAAAAGUCUUUUCCCAUUCAAACACAAAAAGGAAUUGCCAACUUUCAGAAAUGAUAUUCACAUGACUCAUUCUAUAAUAAUGGAAGACUUGACACUUUGGAAGGAUUUCAAAUCGUCACAUAUCCGUCUAUCAAACUUUGGUGUGGAACAGGACUCGACGUAUGAAACAUGUCUUAGUGUUAUAAUUCACCCCCACAAAGUCUCUGGAGCUUCGAUUAAGGUACUCAGUCGAGAAAGUUGGAAUAUAAAAUGCAGAAAAUAUCCUUGAAAACAUUGAGGAGCUCCUUCUAAAUACUGUAUCCAAUCCUGACAUGAAACUUCACACUUGGCAGCCAUCUUGCAAACAGGAAAAGGCAAUAGAAGGUUUUCCACAUGUUUACUUUUUUCUGUGCAAAAAGAAAGGAAAACCCAAGAAAACGAAAGUUCUUAUAAAACACCAUCCUGUAUUUGCAUUGGAAUGGGGAUCGAAGCAGAAAACACGUGUAGCUGCGUCAGAUAUAAAACUAAUCACUUGUGUUCAGCUCUCAGAGAACCAUUCAGAGGAUUUACAUGGUAUUCAUAUAAAAACAUCCUAUUCUGAAGUUCGCUUGUUCACAAAGAAUCGAAGACACCGUGACGCCUGGAUCUCUGUUCUGAAAAGGAAACGGACAAAAUAUUUUGAGGAACAUUUUGAGAGUACCGAAUUGUGAACUAAGAACGUUUUGAGAGUACCCACUUGUGAACUAAGAGCGUUUUGAGAGUACCGACUUGUAAACUAAGAACGUUUUGAGAGUAUGGACUUGUAAACUAAGAACGUUUUGAGAAUACUCAUUUGUGAACUAAGAACAAAACGAAAUUGUCAAUAAUGUGUAACAUUUAGAAAAACAGUCAGACAUUGAUGCUUUUUCCACAUCUCUUUCAACAUUAUUCUGAACUAACAGACAGCUGCUGUUGAGGAAUGGUAUUUUAUUUUGUACAGAUUGUUUUUAAUGCAAGUAUGCGUGUAUUACUUUAUCUGCAUAUCAUUGUUGACGUACAUGUAUAUCAGUACAAAUUAUGAGGGAGUGAUUGAACACAGAUGAGCGGCAUGUCAAUGGAAUACAUUCUUAUCGGGAAUAAGCAAAAUUUGAACAGGUGGUUCCGGAAUGAUAUAUAUAACUUUUAUUGCCUCUUUUAUUAAUCACGGUGGUCGGCCCCGUUGUAAACUCUUGUUGAAUAUUGAAUUCCCCUUAAGGUAAUCAAACUGCAGAGCCUCCAAGACAAAUAUCAACGACUGAAUAAACUGAUUAAACGCUAGUGAGGUGACGUGAUAUAUUUUCUGCUAUUCCUAGUCAAAAUGUCUGAAUAUGUGUGUUUCAUCCCCAUUAAUCCUCGUCAGCAUAGCUCAAUACAUUGAUUCAUCUCAUCUUAGAGGGCAACACCCUGUCCAAAAUAUCAAGAAUGAUUCUAAACAAUAGUAGGAACGAUAAUCAAAAGAUAAUUAGAAAUAGAAAUGAUGUCUAUUAAUUAAUAAUAUUACAGCAGGUGUGCCACAAUAAAGAUCUUCCCCUGCUCAAUGGCCAUACACGCCGAGCAUAGGCCUAAAUUUUGCAGACCUUCACCGGCAAUGGUGAUGUCUCAAUGUGAAAAAUUGUUGAGAGGAACGUUAAACAAUAUACAAUCAAUCAAUCAACGAUCAACUCUACAGUAAGGAAACUUGCAAAGAUACCCGAAAAAGAGAAGGGCAAACUAUAUAUAUAUAUAUAUAUAUAUAUAUAUAUAUAUAUAUAUAAAUAUAUAUAUAUAUAUAUAUAUAAAAAGCACUAAAUAAUCACAACUAGGUACUGAAAAUUUUCACCCCAGCCCGGGGUCGAACCAGCGACCUACGGCACCCACCGCCUAGCAAGACUGUCAAACCAGUGCGUAAGUCCACUCGGCCACAACGACUUCCCUAUAUAUAUAUAUAUAUAUAUAUAUAUAUAUAUAUAGUUAUAGUUAUUCAGAGAUAGAUUAGAUACUGAAAUAAGGUGUACUUUUUAUUGAUUAUGUCAGCUUAAACAUUGUGUUAUAUGUUGUAACACCAUCAUACAUAGUGAGAGGGAGUACAAGCCAAUACUUAAUUUAACUGUUUAAUCGCGAGAUUAUAUUGACUGUUAACAGUUUUGAUUUAACGAGAUAUAUAUAAAUCUUUUGAAAUAUCUAUAGUGUUAUUUCGAUGCGAAACAACGAGCAGGAUGUGGAAACAUGAUAUACUUGAAAUAUUUACCAGUAUGUGCAAGAUAUGCGUAUUGUAUGACGGAUAUAUUUACAGUUACAUCAAAUACAGUCAAAGGCAGAUCGUUUGAUUAGGUCAUGUGAUGAAAAAUGAUAUUAUUGUAUAUAUUAUUUCAUUUAAUGUUUAUGUUUUAUAAUUUGUAAUGCAUGUAUAUACUAAACAAUUGUACAGUAAAGGGCUUCACUGAA